Messenger RNA from Cucumis sativus (cucumber), 924 nucleotides. RefSeq lists its product as uncharacterized. The transcript has a single exon. The record is from RefSeq and is a predicted model, not a curated record. Lineage: Eukaryota; Viridiplantae; Streptophyta; Magnoliopsida; Cucurbitales; Cucurbitaceae. Bases 204 to 608 code for a protein of 134 amino acids.
CAAUUUCUUUCUUUCCCUAACCAUUCUCUCUCUCUUAAAAGCUUCUGCCAAAUUCAACAAUUACGCGCUAUUUCGCAAAACCAACACAAACCCAUUACAAUUCACACACAAUAUAUUCAACAACCAAAAUUAAAAAGAUAUCACUACACACUUCAUUCUCUCUCUCUUGUUUCUCUCUCUACCUAGAGCUUGCUUUUGUUUCAAUGGAAGAAGAAUCCUCGAGUUCGCCUAAUUCGGAGGAGGUAUUGGGUGCGGCGCAGCAGUUGAUGCAGUUAAGCAACGACGACAAUAGUAGCAAUGUCGACGUAGUCGUUGCGGAGGCGAAGAAGAACAAGAAGAAGGAUUUUGGUGGGGAUGGGGGUGGGGGUGGUGGCUGUCGAGAGGAAGAGGUUGAUCAAAAGAGAUGUCAAAUAGAAUCGUCGGUUUGGUUGAAAAUUGAAGAGAUUUUUGGGAAAGAUAAUGAAGGAGAUCAUUGUUGUCAUCAUCAUUCUUCUAUUAUUAAUUCUCGUCCUAAGAAGAGACGAUUUCGAUCCAUUCAAAGUAUUUAUAUGAAGACUAAACCUAUCACUAAUGGUAGAUUCUCUACUAAGACAAUGGUCGGGAAUUGAACGCGGUGGCAGUGGCCGUGCAUGGCGACGACGGUGGUAGGACGUUAUCGACUAAUUUGGAGUACUUUUUUUAGCAUAAUUCUAUGGUUAAAGUAUAUACAUAAUCUCGUAUGUUUCGAAUUUUACAGCUAAUUGAAUGAAUUAUGAUCAAGUUGACAGUUUAAUUUUGCAUAUAUGAUAUGAAGUUUGGAGAUUCAAUGAUAGGAAUUGUACAUUUAGCCUUCCUGCUACUUUCUAUGUAAAAGCCAUUGGAAGUAGAAAAGUGAUGCAAAUUAUUGAAUAAUAAUGAUGGAUCUUUAUGAAGUUUUUAUCUUCA